CUGCUCUGUGUUUGUUCUGUCUACUAUCCGCAGCCAUCCGGGGAGUUAGGCGGGCGGGACGCCCCGGGGGACGGUGCCGUGGCUGGCGUGAGGGUGCGGGGCGGGGAGAGGUGUGUGGCGGGAGGCUCCUCGGCUCGUAGCUGCGGAAAGUCCUCGAUCGUUCCAGCGCUGCCGAGGCGGCACUCAAAAUGGUCCAGCGCUUGACAUACCGCCGUAGGCUCUCCUACAAUACAGCCUCUAACAAAACCAGGCUGUCUCGAACCCCUGGCAACAGGAUUGUUUACCUGUAUACCAAGAAGGUUGGGAAAGCACCUAAAUCUGCCUGUGGUGUGUGCCCCGGCAGACUUCGAGGGGUUCGCGCUGUGAGGCCUAAAGUCCUUAUGAGACUGUCAAAGACAAAGAAGCACGUCAGCAGGGCCUACGGUGGUUCCAUGUGUGCCAAGUGUGUACGCGACAGGAUCAAGCGGGCUUUCCUUAUUGAGGAGCAGAAAAUUGUUGUGAAAGUGUUGAAGGCACAAGCACAGAGUCAGAAAGCAAAAUAAAUAUGCAGCUUUUUUAAGUAAUAAAAGUCAA
Molecule: messenger RNA, 573 nt
Organism: Psammomys obesus (fat sand rat)
Lineage: Eukaryota; Metazoa; Chordata; Mammalia; Rodentia; Muridae
Gene: Rpl34
Product: ribosomal protein L34
Exons: 5
Coding region: 189-542 (117 amino acids)
Biological process (GO): translation
Cellular component (GO): ribosome
Molecular function (GO): structural constituent of ribosome
Source: RefSeq, a predicted model, not a curated record